Anopheles moucheti is the source of this 2097-nucleotide messenger RNA. RefSeq lists its product as uncharacterized. The coding region runs from base 1 to 2097 and encodes 698 amino acids. Gene Ontology annotation, molecular function: nucleic acid binding. Lineage: Eukaryota; Metazoa; Arthropoda; Insecta; Diptera; Culicidae. The transcript has 3 exons. The record is from RefSeq and is a predicted model, not a curated record. Gene Ontology annotation, biological process: DNA integration.
AUGCUGCAUCGAAAUGGGCCACCGAGAUACCAACAGACGAUUUCCAAAGCAACAGUGGAAACUAUAAGCGCUCAUACAGCAGCCAACGAUGGAGUUCUGUUCCAGUAUGUUCCCGUUAUUAUUUACGGGAAUGGAAAAGUGGUUGAAACUGUCGCGUUCGUUGAUAGCGGUUCAUCGGGAACGUUUAUCGAGGAAGGUUUGAUUGAGGAGUUGAACCUUGAUGGGAAGCCGCAUCCUUUGUGUAUACGCUGGACCGGCGAUACGGAACGCACCGAAAAGGAUUCGGUUCAGUUAGAACUGAAAAUCGCAGGAGUCGGCAAUGCUAAAAAGGUAUUUACGUUGCCAAAGGUUCAUACCAUCCGGAAAUUAGCACUGCCGCGCCAGUCACUGUCGGCCAAGCAGAUAACCGCAACUCAUCACCAUCUGCGGAACCUCCCUUUAGCAUCAUACACCAACGCGAGUCCACGUUUGUUGAUCGGCAUAGAUAACUGCCAUUUGAUACAUCGCAACUACCACAUAUGCAUGCGUGGCUCGGAUGACAAGCGAGCUAUAGAUGCAGCGAUGAGGGAGUUUUUCCCCAUUGAGUCGCUGGGCAUAGCAAAGACAGCUGUUCCAACGCUGUUUAAGGACGACGAAAGAGCGUUGCAGAUGCUCACGACCGAGACCAGACUGAUGAAGGGUCGUUAUGAAACAUGUCUGCUGUGGCGCUUUGACAAUGUACGUCUUCCGUGCUCCAGGGAGAUGGCUCUUAAACGAUAUGGGUGCCUGCGAAGAAAGAUGAGAACAGAUCCAGCUCUCGCCGACUCCGUGGUCGAGAAAAUGCAGAGUUAUGAAGAUCAGGGGUAUGUACGACGACUUACAUCAACGGAACUCACCGCCCGGGGCGAACGCGACUGGUAUCUUCCAGUGUUCCCGGUAUUCAAUCCGAAUAAACCCGGGAAGUUACGUCUGGUAUUCGAUGCAGCAGCAAAGGUACGUGGUGUGAGCCUCAACACGUUCCUAUUGGCGGGUCCGGAUCUGUUAGCAGGGCUUUUAACGGUGCUCUAUAAAUUCCGGGAGCAUCGAGUCGCUAUAGUUGGUGACAUAAAGGAAAUGUUUUUUCAAGUAAGGAUGAACCCCGAAGAUCAGCGCUCACAGCUUUUCUUUUGGGAUCGGGAAGAGGUUGCGGACCGUGACCCUACGGUGUAUGCGGUAGCCGAAAUGACGUUUGGAGCCGCCUGCUCACCAAGCAGCGCGCAAUUUGUAAACAACCUAAACGCGACAAGGUUUGAGCGCGAGCAUUAUGUAGACGACAUGCUCGCCAGCGUGGAAACGGAAGACGAGGCCAUCACUCUAGCAGAUGAAGCUCGACGCGGUAAACCGAUCGAAAUUCUGAGUGAUCGCGGAACGAACUUCGUGGGAGCUGAACGCGAGCUUAAGGAAGCCUGGAGCGAGGUAGAUGGCGAUAAACUGGUGGAAGAGUUCACCGACCACGAGCUCACGUGGAAGUUCAACCCACCGGGCGCGCCACACUUUGGAGGAUGUUGGGAAAGGCUAGUACAGUCGGUGAAGAAAGUACUUAGGGAAAUGAAAAUUUCGCGACUCCCUACCGACGAAGUAUUGUCGUCAACCUUUGCCGAAAUUGAGAUGAUCGUCAAUUCUCGACCGCUGACACAGGUUCCGCUCGACGAGAAAUCGGAAUCACCGCCGACACCUAACCAUUUUCUUUUAGGUUCAGCAAAUACAGAGCGAUCAUUAGGCAUAUUCGACGACAACCCCGCGACGUUGAAGGUGGCCUGGAAGACAUCACAAGUGUUAACCACGAUCUUUUGGAAAAAGUGGGAUGCGGACUACUUACCGACGCUAACAAAGAGAGGGAAGUGGUUCGAAACAUCGAAGCCGAUCACCGUUGGAGACAUAGUUGUCGUCGUGGACGGAAACUUACCGAAAAACACCUGGCCAAAGGGACGCAUCGUAGCGGUCAAACAAGCGAAGGAUGGACAAGUGAGGCAGGCGACCGUGCAGACUGCACAAGGAUUGCUUCAACGACCGGCAACUAAAUUAGCAGUGCUUGAUGUGAAAGCACAUGGUACGAAAGCACAGGAUACAGACGAGUAG